Messenger RNA from Neoarthrinium moseri, 2178 nucleotides. RefSeq lists its product as uncharacterized. The coding region runs from base 1 to 2178 and encodes 725 amino acids. NCBI's taxonomy places the organism in Eukaryota, Fungi, Ascomycota, Sordariomycetes, Amphisphaeriales, Apiosporaceae. The transcript is spliced from 5 exons. The record is from RefSeq and is a predicted model, not a curated record. Gene Ontology annotation, molecular function: metal ion transmembrane transporter activity. Gene Ontology annotation, biological process: metal ion transport; transmembrane transport. Gene Ontology annotation, cellular component: membrane.
AUGUCUCGGCUCCAUUAUGAUGACCUGCUGAGACAGGCUGAAGAGCAACACGCGCGUUAUCUUCGCACUCUUCGUGAACUCUUCGAUAGCACAUCGGGCUCAGCCACUGAGGAGCGGAAUAUGGCAGCAUAUACGCCACCCCUGAGGCCGUUGCAGGUAAAUGCGCCGUUGUCAGUAGCUUCGACGUUUGCGGGCGACCUCACGCCGCUUGCUGGAGGCAGUUCCCGUCGCCCGCGCCGUCUUACCAACGAAACUGGCGAAAGGAGGCCAUUCGGACUGAAGCACACACCUGCCUCACUCCAGAAUUACGACAUGGACAGCAGCGACGAAGACGAAUUCCAUCCGCUUCCCCCAUCACAAGUGACAACCGGGUUACCUCCCGAUGAUUUGAUUUGCGUACAGCAGCCCCUGCGACAGACUAUCUUCGAUGAGCGUGACUUGCUAGUUCAUCUCCAGAGUGCGGAGCGCAGCGAGGGGGUGAAAAUAGCUUUGGAUGAUGUUUAUGAAAGACGUGAGGAACUCACAAUGCCUACCAUGUUCCAAGUCUUCAAUGAUCGGCAUGAUAAGUUGUACGAUAGUGCCACCUACGAGGUCUACGAAGUUGGGAAAGACGGUGCGGCAGAACGAAAACAUGAUGUUGAAGACAAUGAUACUGAUCUUAUAUUGGAUGCUAGAACAGUAUGGGACACUGUCAAGCACGUCAACUUUACUGGAACUGCGAUGGGAAGAAUGACCUCGCUAUUUGACCCUUCCCCGUUGAUGCUCGGGACAUUACAUAUGACGAUGGGCGGUCAUUUCGAUAUGGAUGAAAUCUUCCAACAUCUGGUGACGAUGGAAGGGAACAAAGGCAAGACAAGAGCAUACAUGAACCGAGCUUUCGAACAGAAUGAGUUGCGGCAGCGCAGUUUCUUCUUCGUCUUCAAGUACUAUACCGUAGUCGGAGAGAAGUGUACUCCGGCGCCAUGGCAGAAAUAUGACCACAGGCCGGCGGAUACGCGUGCCGCUGAUCACAUCGAUAUUUGUGAAUGUAGCUCUGUCCUCGCCUUGUCGCUCUCUGGAGAACCAGUCCGCACUCUUGAGCGCAGGAGGAGGAGGAGGGCCAAGGCCGAAGUUGGAAAUAUAUACAGCACAUUUGCGCCAUGGCAGCUGCUCAAUAUCCAAUGCGUCGCGGACGACGAGCACGUAAUGCGGAAUGAGGAUUCCCGAAAGGUCUUUUACAACGGACCGUAUGCCUUCCUCGACAGUUUGGCCAUGGAGUAUCGAGACGCCGUUAAGAGAAACAUCGCACUAAACGACCUCAUCUCAAAGCUCAUUACACCUCCUGUCACGUUUAUGUUUGAUGUCCGCCUUCGUGACAAAUUGCUAUUCGAAGAUAAGCACUUCACAUACUCGCGACGAUACUUCUGGGCGUACAACACCCUAGCAGUGAUCAAUGACGGCAUCAAGUCGAUGAUCAACGCCUACACGGAGACAUUCACGAAGGACUUCUGGGCGGGCCGGCACCCGACACUCUUCCCGCACCCGGACGCGGCGCAGGGGUCCCCCGAGUUCCAGCUGUACGUGGCCAAGCUGCGACCGCUGCGGCAGGAGCUCGAGGCGGCCGUGGCCAUGCUGCACCAGGUGUACGAGAUGAACGAGGGCACGCGGCAGGAGAUCCGGAGCCUGCGGGACCAGCUGUUCAGCGGGAGCAGCGUCAAGGAGAGCCGGCGGGCCAUCGAGCAGGGCGACAACAUCAAGAUCCUGACCAGCCUCAGCAUCAUCUUCCUGCCGCUGACGUUCGUCACCAGCGUCUGGAGCAUGACGGGCUUCCCCCUCGACGUCGACGACUGGCAGUUCCCCGCCACCAUGGUCUGCGCCGGCGUGCCCUUCCUGUUCUUCGUCUGCGUCGUCCAGACCCGCACCGGCAUGGAGGCCCUCACCCGCACCAUCGAGCGCGCCGACGAGUGGUUCAAGGACCUUGCCGCGCGCUGGGCCCGGCGCAAGGAGCAGAUCGCCGCGCCGGCUCCCGCCGGUGCUAAGCUCCGGGAGCCGAGACUGGGCAGGAGGAGGCGGCGGUUCUCGAGGCGCGAGGAUGCCGAGAGUAAAGCUGGGGAUGAGCUCGCUGUAGAUUAUGUCGCACGGAGAGGUUGGUGGCAGUGGUGGAGGAGAGCAGCAAGAUUGGGCGAUAGGGCAGUGUAA